AUGAAGCUCCUCUCCGUCUUCGUCCUCGCCACGUCUGUCGCUGCAGCGUCCGCCGAUCACAAGUGCAAGCCCGCUACCUAUCGCUGCGAGAGUAGUCGGCAAGCCUGGGACGUGUGCAAUACCAGCGGCGACUGGGUUUUUGCGGGUCGCUGCCCGCCGGGAACCGUGUGCUUGUUCAACAAGCAAAACGGCUCGCCUUACUGCCUUCCGCGCCACAUCGUUCAAGGGGACGCCGACGGUCAAGAGAACGACGAGGUCCACGAGCAACUGUGA
Messenger RNA from Cordyceps fumosorosea ARSEF 2679, 273 nucleotides. RefSeq lists its product as hypothetical. Lineage: Eukaryota; Fungi; Ascomycota; Sordariomycetes; Hypocreales; Cordycipitaceae. The record is from RefSeq and is a predicted model, not a curated record. The transcript has 2 exons. Bases 1 to 273 code for a protein of 90 amino acids.